Messenger RNA from Otolemur garnettii (small-eared galago), 1218 nucleotides. It is a transcript of the gene COMMD10, whose product is annotated as COMM domain containing 10. The transcript has 7 exons. Lineage: Eukaryota; Metazoa; Chordata; Mammalia; Primates; Galagidae. Bases 66 to 755 code for a protein of 229 amino acids. The record is from RefSeq and is a predicted model, not a curated record.
GGCCGCGGCCGCCAUUGGCUGAGCUCGGCGCAGCUGACGGGCGGCGGCCGGCGAGGGCGCGGAGGAUGGCGGCGUCGGCGGCGCUGAUCCUGCCGGAGAGCCCCAGCAUGAAAAAAGCAGUGUCACUGAUAAAUGCGAUAGAUAUAGGAAGAUUUCCACGAUUGCUCACUCGGAUUCUUCAGAAACUUCACUUGAAGGCAGAGAGCAGUUUCAGUGAAGAAGAGGAAGAAAAACUUCAAGCUGCAUUUUCACUAGAGAAACAAGAUCUCCACCUGGUUCUUGAAACAAUAUCAUUUAUUUUAGAACAGGCAGUAUAUCACAAUGUGAAGCCAGCGGCUUUGCAGCACCAGUUAGAAAACAUCCACCUUACACAAGACAAAGCAGAAGCAUUUGUCAGUGCUUGGUCUUCCAUGGGUCAAGAAACAGUUGAAAAGUUCAGGCAGAGGGUUCUUGCUCCCCACAAGCUAGAGACGGUUGGAUGGCAGCUUAACCUUCAAAUGGCUAACUCUGCUCGAGCAAAACUGAAAUCUCCUCAAGCUGUGUUACAACUAGGAGUGAGCAGUGAAGAUUCAAAGAACCUGGAGAAAGUUCUUGUGGAAUUCAGUCACAAGGAGUUAUUUGAUUUCUACAACAAGAGACCAUACAAGCACAGCUGGAUUCCCUUACAUGAUGAUUUUGAAGACUGGUUUUUCCAUCACACUCCUGCCACCUCAUUAUUUUGCAUUGGAGAUAGAUUGCCAGGUUGUGUUUUCUGAAGGAUUCAGAGGCUUUUCUUUCUGUAAAUUAUAUGGCUUAUCAUGUCUUAGACAAAUAACAGCCAGGGGAGAUCACUGUUAGCAGUACUGAGGUUCUAAUACACUUUCUCCAGUUCUGUGAGCCAACAGCAAUUGUUAAGAAAACUUUUGCUUUACAGGGAACAAAAGUGAAAAGCAUACUGUUUUUACUGUCAUACUGUUGCUUUAUUACCUGACCUGCUUAUUUUUUACAUGCUUGAUGACAACUUUAUAUAUCAAGGAGGAUCCAUAGAUACAAAGUGUAACGUGUAUCUAGCAGAAUACACAGCUUUGGUAUUUACGUUAAUAAAAUUAAGAAAAUAGCCACAUGCAAUCAAUUAUGUUAUGACAUUUUUCCUUGAAUAUGAUGAGCAUAUUUUGCCUGCGAAAUAAUAUAGGAAAGAAAUUUAAAGUUAAUAGUAACAAUAUAUCAGUUAAUUCUAGG